GACAUUGUGGAGGAAAAAAAAAAAGAAAAAACAGAGGGAGGGCACUGAGAGAUCCAACGAUUGAGAAAUACAGGGGCGGGUAAAUACCAAAAUCUCAGUUAAUGAGAAGCUGGUGUCAGAGCAGGCAAAGAAAUAGGAGCUACACAAUGGAGUGCUACGUCUUUUCAAUACUGCUCCUGAUCUUGACUGAGGGAUCAGCUUCUUCAGUGGACGACGGAUUCUUAAUCUCAGCCCCUGGAGUGUUUCAUGUGGGUGUUAACAAGAAAGUGUCUGUCCAGAUGGGAAAGACUUAUCUCAACAUUCCUGUUACUCUUUACUUGGAGCAUGAAGCUAGCGCUACUAUAGUGUCCGAGAAGAAAACAACUCAAUGUACUGUGGAAGGAGAGGUCAAUACAGUUGAGCUCAUGAUAGACAAGGAAAAAAUGUCAAGAUUCCUAAAAAAUUAUGAACACUCCUACCUUUUGCUGGUGGCAAAGUUCUCCGACCAAGAUUUAAAGAAGACGCAUGUCCUGGUAUCAAAACGCAGGGGCAAUAUCUUCAUUCAGACUGAUCAGCCAAUCUACAACCCAACUCAGAAAGUGAAAUACAGGAUAUUCACUCUUGACCACUCAUUCAGGCCUCAUGACGAAUUGUUCCAGAUAUCAGUAUUUAAUGCUGCUGGAAACAGAGUAAUUAAGUCCCUUAGGACUGCAAAGGGAGGAAUUCUCCAAGACUACUUCUUCAUUCCCGAUGUCUCUAAAAUGGGCACAUGGAAGAUUACAGCACACUAUAAAGACGAUGAAGCAAAUGCUGCUUCCCGAGAGUUCAAAGUCCAAAGAUUUGUUUUACCAAGUUUUGAGGUGAACAUCGGAAUGGAACAGCGCUAUGUUUUGUUGAGUGCUGAACAGUUUGACUUCACCAUCUCAGCAAGGUAUUCACAUGGUGAGAGAGUUAAAGGGGCUUACCACUGCCAAUUCGGAUUCAUGAAAACAGGUCCAGCCCCUGGUCUAAAAACAAAGCCUGACUUUAUCAGGGGACUGGAGUUGACUGGUUCGGUCACAGAUGGAACUGCAAAAGCUUCUCUCCAGAUUGCUGACUUACAGGAGCACUUCCAAAAACAGCAGAACAGAAACCUGUCUGAUUUAACACAAAGUGGAGCACGACUCUACUUGGGAGUAUUCGUCACCAACAUACAAAGUGGUGAAAUACAAGAGGCAGAAAUUUACCUUCCUAUUGUCUCCCACAAAUACAUCAUUGAUGUCUCUCAGACUCGCCCAUAUUUUCAUCCUGGAUAUCCACUAGAUAUGAAGGUGAUCAUACGUUUGCCAGAUGGCUCCCCAACAGCUGGUGUGCCAGUAAAGAUUGAUGUAUUACCAUCCUCUGAAGAAUCUUGGCAAGGCACCACUGACCAGGAGGGGGCAGUGUUUCCUGUGUUUAAUAUUCCCAAUACUUUUUGGGUUGCCAUUAAAGUGUCUGCAGAUGGCCUUGAACGACAGGGAAACAUUUACCGUGCUUCACGAUGGAGGGGCAUCAGCUUCCUUUACAUGACCUUUAACAACAAAAUCUAUUCUGUGGGCGAGUUCCUGACAGUAAAUUACAACACCAUCAAUGGCCCAGGACAGGGGUUUAUAUACUACAUGGUCCUAAGCCGUGGGAUCCUAAUAAGACAGGGUUCUCUCAGAUUUGGUACUGCAGUUAAACACAACCUGCAGAUAACGUCUGAUAUGGUGCCAUCCUUCCGUCUGAUUGGCUACUACUACAAUGAGCGUGGUGACAUCAUUGCUGACUCGGUAUGGAUAGAUGUCAGGGAUGAAUGUGAGAUAAAGGUCAAGGUAGAAGAAAAAGGACCGUUUGUACCUGGAAGGAAAACCAAGCUAGAAUUUGAUUUACAUGGUCAAAGAGCCAGAGUGGCUUUACUGGCUGUGGAUAAAGCCAUCUACGCUCUCAAUGCUGAUAAUAAACUCACAGCCAAAGAGGUGUUUUCCACCAUGCAAUCGUAUGACCUUGGUUGCCCACAUCUUCGAAGACUUAACCCAGAUUCUGCACUAGUAGAUGCUGGCCUGUCUUUUGUGUCUCAAUCUGAAGCAGUGUGGAAAAAGAAUCUUGCCUGUGAUUCAGAAUUUGCACGACAAAGGCGCGCUGUGGACCUUCAACAAGAAAUGAUGGCACUAAAAUCAAACUUUUCUGAUGAAAAGCUUCAGGACUGUUGUGUUCGUGGGUUUUCUCUCAUCCCUAUGAUACGGACGUGUCAGGAUAGAGCAAAGAGAGUCUCUCUGUUGGAAGCAAAUCCUCACUGUGCAAAUGUCUUUUUAAAAUGCUGCCUUGAGGGAGAGCGUCUUAGACAAAAAAAGAUACAAGAGGACACCCAGAACGGACUUGGCAGGACUGCAAGCACAGCUGACAUUGAAGAGUUCUUUUUUGACCCUGCUGCUCAGUACAUUCGACGUAAAUUCCCUCCAAGCUUUGAAUUCAGAGAAUUUGAUGUAAAUGGCAAAGAAAGCUAUUCUUUGGCUCUACCUGAUUCCAUCACCACAUGGGAGUUUCAGGUCGUCACUUUGUCUGCAGAGACUGGUUUCUGUGUAGUUAAGCCGUCUGAGUUCAGAGCAUUUAAGAGAGUAUUUGUGUCUCUGAGACUGCCUUUCUCAGUGAAGAGAUAUGAGCAACUAUCCAUUUCACCUGUUAUUUACAACUAUGGCCAUAAAAGACUACAGGUGGCAGUUCAUAUGGAACAAACUACAGGACUUUGCUCCCCUGGCUCAGCUACCAGUACAGCUUUUGUUAACAUUACUGUGGAGCCAGAGUCUUCCCAGUUUGUGUCCUUCAGUGCCGUCCCCAUGGUACCCGGCGAAAUACCCAUCAAAAUACGUCUUUAUGAUAUAGAGAAUGAGAUGGGAAUUGAUGCAGUUGAGAAAAAAUUGAAUGUGUUGGCAGAAGGCAUUGAAAAGAGAGUAGAAGAAACCCAAGUGCUUAAAUUAGAUGGGAGGAGCACUAAGACUAUCACUAUUGACGGAUCUUUACCAGCUGACACAGUCCCCGACUCCAGCUCCAACAUUUUUAUUUCAGUGGAAGGGGAUGGAUUUGGCAGUUCACAUGCGAAGAACCUUCUCUCUCCUCAUAAGGUUGCUGGCCUAAUCGUACUGCCUACAGGAUGUUUAGAACAGACCAUGACAGGACUGGCCCCUACAGCAUCAGCCGUCCGCUACCUUGACCUGAGUGAGCAAUGGUUCGACCUGCCUGCUGGUAGCAGAGAUGAUGCUCUUGAUAAAAUUGAGCAAGGUUAUAUGAGGGUUUUAACAUACAAGGAAAAAGAAGAUGGAUCGUACAGAGCAUUUCUUUCAACGUCACCUAGUAAUUGGUUGACUGCCCUUGUAGUGAAAGUGCUAUCGUUGGUGGCACAGCGUCAGUCAGUGGCUUUUGGAGAGCAGGGCAGAACGGCCAGGGUUGUACCAGAAGAAGAGAUCAGGCAAUCAGUCAGUUACUUGCUCUCAGUACAGAAGACUGAUGGGUCAUUCGAUGACCCAGAACAAGUGCUUCACAGAGGAGUAAUGAACGGCAAAGACGAAGACGCAUCUAUGACGGCUUUCAUAACUCUUGCACUGAAACAGUCCCUUCAAUUCCUGCAAAUUGAACUGAGAAAUGAUGCGGAAGCAAGCAUUUCAAAUGCAACAGAAUAUCUCCUGUCAAACCUCGAGGAGCUUCAACAUCCCUACGCUGUUGCCAUCACAGCCUACUGCCUGGCAGUUUGUCUGCCACAGGGAACAGAUCGUUCAUCUGCCUGGACUAAACUUCAAGCACUAGCUACUGAAGGGAAGAACGGCUGUUAUCUGUGGACAGCUAAUGCCAACCAGCAGAAUAAGGAAAGGGCGGAUGGCAUUACAGUAGAGACUACAGCCUAUGCCCUCCUCACUGCAGUGGAACUUGGGCAUACCGAGUGGGCAGACAAAACAGCCUGCUGGUUAACCACCCAAGAAAACUACUUUGGAGGCUACAAAUCAUCACAGGAUACCAUCAUGGCAUUGGAAGCACUUGCGGAGUAUGAGAUAAAGAGGUCCAUCAGUCCUGAUGCAAAUCUGAUUGCAGAGUUCACAGUCCGAGGAAAGAGAGACAUUGUAAAGCUUGCAUUGGAAAAUAAGAAGGAGAAGGUGGAAACAGACCUCAAGAAAUUUUCAGGGAGCAACAUAAAUGUGCAGUUGACAGGAAAAGGCGAUACCAAGCUGAAAAUUCUAAAAGCUUACCAUCAAAUGGACCCCAAGGACGAUUGUGAUCAAGUGUCUAUCAGAGUCACAGUGGAGGGAAAAGUGAAGUACACUGCUAAGGUCAUAGAAAAUUAUGAGUACUAUGACAACUACGAUAACAACCAGGACGUGGUGGAGGAGGACGUGGUGGAGAAGGACAUGCGAGUGCCGCGAUCAGCGAUUGAGUGGUUUGAUGCUCGCACCCGAAACAGGAGAGAUGUUGGUAACGAUGUAAAGUCAGAUGAGACUCUCACCUACACAAUCUGUGUCAGUCACAGCCCGAACACCAAUCUCACAGGAAUGGCCAUUGCUGACAUCACACUGCUAAGUGGAUUUGAGGCUGUAACUCAAGACCUGGACAGGCUAAAAGACGAACCUGAACGGUACAUUUCCCAUUAUGAGGUCUCCUAUGGAAGAGUGCUGCUCUACUUCAAUGAGCUCCUCCAGUCAGAGGAAUGCAUUAGUUUUGAUGCUAUACAGAGAGUACCAAUUGGCCUUCUACAGCCUGCUCCAGCUGUGUUCUAUGAUUAUUAUGAACCAAACAGAAAGUGUACCGUGUUCUACUCUGCCCCCCAAAGAAGCAAGGUGGUCUCCAAACUGUGUUCAGAGGAUGUGUGCCAGUGUGCAGAAAGACCCUGUCAUAAAAUACAAAAUACAUUCCAAUUGAAAAGUGGUCGAACAAACACGAAUCCCCGUUCAACCCAUGCUUGCUUUUUCCCUAGAGUAGAUUACGCAUACAUUGUUGAAGUCCUCAAUGUUUCCAUGAAGAGUAACUUUGAGCUGUACAAAAUGAAAGUAAACGAGGUCCUCAGAUCCCAUGGCGAUAUCCUUGUGGGUGAGAAUUCUGUUCGAGUGUUUGCUAAGAGGCGUCACUGUAAAGGACAGCUUGAACUGGGAAAACAGUAUCUCAUCAUGGGCAAAGAUGGCUCUACAACCGACUCGUAUGGAGGGAUGCAGUAUCUGCUGGAGUCAAACACCUGGGUUGAAAGAAAGCCUUUGCAGGAAGAAUGCAAAAAAUCUGCACAUAGAGCUGCCUGCACUGGGUUUACUACGUUUACAGAUGAUUACAAGAUAAAUGGCUGCAGACAGUGAAACAGACAAAUCUGUUUCAUUUGACUUACAUUUUCAGUUACUGUAUCUCAGUUACAGUAGUUUCCCAUGAGAUACACAGUAAGCAUGGGUGUUUAGAGCUUGUUUUGUACUGUUUAUUAUCAGUCAUGAAGGCGUAGUAUUGCCAGCAGUGGCGGAGAAAGUAUUCAGAUCCUUGACCAAAGCAAAAAUACUAAUACCACACAGUAAAAAUACUCCAUUACAAGUAAAAGUGCUGCAUUGAAAAUGUUACUUAAAAGGAGCUCUAGACAGAGAUUCACACAGCUCUCAACAUGGGGGUGGCGAGUUGAGUAGGCGGCUAGCAUCUAACGGUGCUAACAGUCAAACCGUGCUAACAACAGUGAGUGUUGACAGAGCUAAUGGUGUUAGCCUGGGGGGCAAACUAAACGGGGGUGCUACAGUUCCCUGAUGACACCAUCGCCAUUAUCAGUGGCAACCACCGUAUGUGCACAAUGUAAAGCGGUGUCAAUUAGCUAACCAAUGGGAUACACAUUCACAUGCACUCACAUACACCAACAUGCAUGCACAGCUAAACGGUCUCCCAAAGCACCAAACAGGGAAGCUUGGAUUACAACACACAGAGGAAGUGUGACUUUAUUCUGUGCUCAGGACGCCAUUUCUCCACUGUAUCUGUACUUUGCAAAUAGUGAUUUGCUGCUAUCUUAAUGUUCUGAAAGUCAUAUAGAGCUUUUUGACUAUAAUCAGGAAAAUGUACUUAAGAGUAUGACAAGUUUAAGUCAUUAAAAUUCAAAGGAGAAACAGAAAAUCAUCACAUUUGUGAAGCUGCAAAUAUAAAAUGUUUUUGCAUUAAAUUAAACAAUAAUUUCCAGCUAACUAUCUGUCAAUCAAAGACUUAUUUCAACUAUACUACAGUAUACUGUUUGGUAAUUUAAUCUACAUCCAAACAUAUUAUAUAGAUUAGAUUUAGAUUAUUCAGAACAGUGGUUCCCAACUGGUUCAGCCACGGGGUCCAGAUUUCUCCCUGGUCAUUAGUUCAAGGUCCACGCAGUUUAAUAUAUUCAGCGUCAUACUUGCGUUUGGCUGGGUCAUUGAGCUAGUUUGCUGUCUGUUAAGUGUCUCACCGUUAGUCACUCACUUUACAGCAGGAAAUCUCUGUGCACCUCUCUGUGGAGAUUUACUGCACUUUUUUUUACAAACUUGACACAUUUGCAAGUCACGGUCCAUUGAGAAUAGACCAGUGACCCACUUUUGAACUACAACCCACCAGUUGGGAACCACUGAUUUAGAGCAUGUGCAUUUGUUCCCACCAAUGAAAACAUGUAAGUAACAGAGAACUUUUUUACACCACAAACUGAUGCAAAUUUAUAUUUUUGUAUUAAGGUGCAUUUAUGUGAAAGAAAUUUCAGAUUUUUUUCUGAUUAUUAAGUGAAAUCAAAUCAAACAAAGUGAAAUCUAAAAGAACAGGCGAUGUUGAAAUGAAAUCUACGCCCUUGUUUGUAUAUAAAAAUAUUAAUUCGUAAAAUAACUAGAAACUAAAAAUUGUACUGUAGUAAAAAAGUACAAUAUUUCCUCCUGACUUGUAGUGGAGUGGAGGUAUAAGGUGGCAAGGAAGAAAACUAUUCAAGUAAAGUACAUGUACCUCAGAUUUGUAUUUAAAGUAUAGAGAAAAUGUACUGUGUUAUAUUCCACUGCUGCUUGCCAGACAGUAA
Epinephelus moara (kelp grouper) is the source of this 6994-nucleotide messenger RNA. Its product is annotated as complement C4-B-like. Gene Ontology annotation, biological process: complement activation. The record is from RefSeq and is a predicted model, not a curated record. Gene Ontology annotation, cellular component: extracellular region. Gene Ontology annotation, molecular function: protein binding; endopeptidase inhibitor activity. NCBI's taxonomy places the organism in Eukaryota, Metazoa, Chordata, Actinopteri, Perciformes, Serranidae. The coding region runs from base 102 to 5306 and encodes 1734 amino acids. The transcript has 41 exons.